GAGAAGGAGCCUGGCAAAGGACAAGGUGGCAUCACCAACCUGGAGGCACCCAAGGAGAUCCACCAGGAGAAGAAAAUCAUCAUCAAGAGCGAGUCACCAGAACUUCCACCAGUCAUCACAAAGGUGGAGAACCUCAGCCCCGAUGGUGGCAGUGCCAUGCAGGAUAGUCCAAGGAGUGUAGCCUCUACCCCAUCCGUGUCCACCGACAGCUCCAUCCCCGACCACCACCCUUCCAGCAAUGGUUUGUCAGGCUUCAGCGUGGAGAACAUUAUGACCAUCAGGACUUCGCCCCAUGGGGAGCUGAGCCCGGUGCCCUCUGUACCCCACCGGACAGGUAUGGUGCCCUCUCUUCCCCUGAACUAUGCCCAGAGCCAGCCCUCCCUCUACAGCCAGGCGUGUGCCCAGGGCAUGGACUCCAAUGCCAGCUACCAGUGCAGCAUGAGGGCCAUGAGCCUGUAUACAUCAGACAGGACUGGGCACAUGUGUGUGCCCACCACCUUGGAAGAGGGCAUCCCAGACCACCACAGUGGAGCCUCGUCCCCCCUAAACUCCAUGAGCCUCACCUCCAGCCAGGAAGGUGUCCUAUCCUCCAGCCACCACCAACAAGGGGGCACUGCUGGCCAGACACCAUCCUGGUACCUCAACCAUGGGGCAGAGCUCAACCACCUCUCCGGGCACACCUUCAGCUCCCAACAGCAGACUUUCCCCAGCGUCAGGGAGAUGUUCAACUCUCACCGCCUUGGCAUUGAGGGUUCAGCCUUGGCAGAGCACCAGGUAGGCAGCAAUGCCAGCUGCCAGAUCCCCUACAGGUCUGCCCCCUCUAUAUAUCGCCAUAGUAGCCCUUACUCAUACGACUGCACUAAGUACUGACACCCCUCCACCAGUGCCAAUGCACCCAAAACUGGCACCAUGGAACAAUGCAAUACCCCCAUUACUGCCACCCAGAUGGACAGGAGACAAUCAUGGAUCACGUGACUCUACAUGGUUAUUUUUAGAUCUAUAACAUGAAGAAAUUUUAAAUAUACUUGAACAUGAAGAGAAAAAAAAAACAUACAAAAAUAUGGUAGGUUUACCCAAAAAUAUUAACCAAAAAAAGUUAUAUGGACCAACUUUAUCUCGACCACCUUGUCUAGAAAAUGUUGUGAGGAUUAUUUAAAACGUUCUCCUUUCUAUUCUAUAGAACAGCCUGUUAUUUAGAAACCUUUUAUCCCAAAUAUUUAAAGUUCAGUUCACUGGAUCUUUGUGCUUUUUUUUUUUUUUUUUUUUUUUUUUUUUACAAUUUUUCUUUUUUAAUUGUUAUUAUUUUCCAAAAAUUAUCUAAAAAUAGCAGUUUAUUCAGACUCGUCUAUAAUAAGUGAUAUUUCGUCCAGUUUAUGCCUUUUUUCUUAUUAAAAUUAAGAAUAUAAUUUAUUUUUUUCCCUCUUGUUGAAUUGAUGGUUUAUUUCUUACGUCUGUUGCUGUAUCUUGAAUUCUGCUGUCCUGAGACUGACCAUUCCUGACUGUUUUCGUGUCUUUUUUUUAUUUUAUUAUUAUUAAAUAAACACUUGUUGUGUUACAGCUA
Molecule: messenger RNA, 1561 nt
Organism: Rana temporaria (common frog)
Lineage: Eukaryota; Metazoa; Chordata; Amphibia; Anura; Ranidae
Gene: FOXC2
Product: forkhead box C2
Source: RefSeq, a predicted model, not a curated record